Molecule: messenger RNA, 1263 nt
Organism: Alternaria atra
Lineage: Eukaryota; Fungi; Ascomycota; Dothideomycetes; Pleosporales; Pleosporaceae
Exons: 3
Coding region: 1-1263 (420 amino acids)
Source: RefSeq, a predicted model, not a curated record
AUGAAGGGUCUUCGGAGCAAAGCCUCGCAUUUCUUUCGAGAUAGCCCAAGUCGCGAUGAGAAGGCUGCUGCUGCUGCCGGGAGCUCGGAUAUCGACUUUGACGCCGGGAUUCAAGACGUUGGUAUGAAGAAGAAACCAUCGCGAUUCUUUGGGCGCAGGAAUGACAAGCCACUGUCCACUUCAACAUCCAACACUUCCUCGUCUACGCUACUCGCCCCGGUCGCCAAUCGUGUGACUCCGGCAUAUCAGGGCGAUAGCUUCGAGAAUCUGCCCGACUAUGAGGAUGAGGAUGAGGAAUACUCACCUGCGCUUCCACCAGUUUCGCGCAACCUCUCCGCCAUGUCAGAGCACAAACACACCGGUGGUGGUUUUGAGUUGCUCAAAUCCAAGUCUCGCCCCGGCUUUGCGCUGUUGAAAGACAAAGGCAUGUUACUCACCAUUAUUUCCCGUAUCGACUCUAUGUUGACUCGUGUUUUAGGCUCGCGCCUCUUUGGUGUCAGCACAAAUAGAAGCCCUACGCAGUCACCGCCGCCUCCGCCAGUCCCACAGAUCCCAGCCAAUGUACCACUGGCCAGAACAUGCCGUUGUGUACUUACACCGUCAGCCACAGCUCGCGGAUCACGCAUCUCUCUCGCUAAAGCUCAAAGCCGCAGUAUCUCCAUCUCGCGCCCCCAGCUCAUGGCGCAGCUGAGCAGUCCUCCCAUCCUAGAAAACCCCAUCACGGUACCUUUCGAGAAACGCCCGGGUCCACCUCCUACUCGUCCUCCUCGCCCCGACAGUCUCGAUGAGGAGACGCUAGCUUUCAUGCGCGAGAGCGGUACCCGUAUGGUCCUCCCACCCAGCAACCGUGGCAGCGCAAGCACAGCGACGGCCUCAACACCUCGCAGUCAGACUAGCUCUAUCGAAGCACGUCUCGGGUUUCCGUCCGGUUGUGGUACUACUCCACGAAGCUGCUCCAUCGAAUCUCCCCUUGCAGCGCGCUUCACGCUAGAUCCCAAUCAGCGUCUUCCCAUCCGCGACAGUAGUGGUAGUGUGAGGUACAGUCGCUUCAGCCAGUACGUUCGUUACCAUGAGAACGGUACACGUGCGGUCGAUGGUGUUGAUGCACAGGAUCGGGAAAUUGGACCCAUUGAGCAGUAUGAUGCUAGUAAGGAAGGUGACUGGGUGCUUGAGGAGCGGAUUAGUCAGGGUCGCGAUGGGAAGGGGGGUGGUAUGCUGUUUCGCGAUCGAUGGGGUGGCUUCCACUUCGUUGCCGAUAUCUGA